AUGGCCGAGCAAAAAUCACAACCCCUGAUUCUUAUAGCCGGAGCAGGCAUUGGCGGUCUCAGCACGGCCCUGGCGCUACACGCUGCCGGCUACACAGACAUUCACAUCUUUGAGGCCAGCUCACACCUGACAACACUGGGCGUCGGCAUCAAUGUCCAGCCAUCAGCCGUCCUGAUUCUUCGCAACCUGGGUCUGUUGCCGAGACUGCACGACAUUGGCGUCGAGACCAAGGAACUCAACUUUUACAGCCGUCAUGGCAACUCGAUUCUGUCGGAGCCGCGCGGAGUGGGUGCCGGGUAUACCAUCCCCCAGUUCUCGAUACACCGCGGAGAGUUCCAGAUGCUGCUGCUGGACGCGGUCAAGGAGCGUGUUGGUGCCGACCGCGUCCACCUUGGCCAUGCCUUUAUGGGUUACACGCAGGACGAGCAGUCCAUUACAGCCAACUUUGCCCGCCGAAACAGUGAAGAGCCAGUCGAGAUUCCGAGCAUGAGCGGAAGUAUUCUGAUUGCCGCAGACGGCAUCAACAGCACGGCACGACGCCUGCUCUACCCCAACGAAGGCCCGCCUCGUUUCUCUGGACGUAUUCUGUGGCGCGGUUGCAUUGAACGCGAGCCAUAUCUGACUGGAGCAUCAAUGAUCUGGGCCGGCCACGCGAACCAAAAGUUUAUUGCCUACCCAAUCAGCGGCUGCUCAGCACGUCGGGGCAAGUCUUUGGUGAACUGGAUCGCCGAGCUGCGGGUGCGCGACGAGAACGACCCGGACCUGACUCCACCGCCAGCAGACUGGACCAAGACCGUGCCGAAAGAGAAAUUCGCCGGGCCCUUUUCCGAAUGGACCUGUGGAGGUUUGCAAAUGAAGGACUUGAUCGAUAGUACCGAAAAAGUGUUUGAGUUUCCCAUGUGCGAUCGAGAUCCAGUGGAGCAGUGGUCAUUUGGCCGUCUCACCCUCCUUGGAGACGCUGCCCAUGCGAUGUAUCCAAUUGGAUCCAAUGGCGCGACACAAGCCAUUAUUGAUGCCGAGACGCUGGCAAAGUGUCUGGUCGAGAAGCCCACCGAUCUGCCCGGGGCUCUAAAGGCAUACCAAGAUAUGCGUCUACCUCCGACGGCACAGAUUGUCAUGGCUAACCGUGCAAAUGGCCCGGAUCAUGUAUUGCAGCUUGCGCAUGAGCGAGCCCCCGACGGCUUUGAAAACGUGUACGACAUUAUCCCCAAGGAAGAGUUGGAGGGCAUCGGUGCAGCAUACAAGGCCAUUGCCGGGUUUGAGCGCGACGCAGUUAACCAAAAGGCCAAGGACACGGAAUCGCUGCCUGAGAGAUUUGGCGUGUGA
Pestalotiopsis fici W106-1 is the source of this 1326-nucleotide messenger RNA. RefSeq lists its product as uncharacterized. The coding region runs from base 1 to 1326 and encodes 441 amino acids. Gene Ontology annotation, molecular function: monooxygenase activity; FAD binding. NCBI's taxonomy places the organism in Eukaryota, Fungi, Ascomycota, Sordariomycetes, Amphisphaeriales, Sporocadaceae. The transcript is spliced from 2 exons. The record is from RefSeq and is a predicted model, not a curated record.